This is a messenger RNA of Peromyscus leucopus (white-footed mouse), 4759 nucleotides long. RefSeq names its product dihydropyrimidinase like 5 (gene Dpysl5). The record is from RefSeq and is a predicted model, not a curated record. Lineage: Eukaryota; Metazoa; Chordata; Mammalia; Rodentia; Cricetidae. Gene Ontology annotation, molecular function: hydrolase activity, acting on carbon-nitrogen (but not peptide) bonds, in cyclic amides. The coding region runs from base 419 to 2113 and encodes 564 amino acids. The transcript has 13 exons. Gene Ontology annotation, cellular component: cytosol; cytoplasm.
UGGCGCUUAGAGGGCAGGGGGCUGAAGAGGUUCUGGGGCCGUGCCCUCUGUCCCCUCUCGGACCCCCGGCCCUGCAACAGGGACUGUCGGGAUUUGUAGUCCCAAAGGCGGCGGCCGCGAGAAGGAUGCGGGGCGCUGCUGGUCCCGCCUCCCCCUAACCUGCUGGCGCGAGGUGGCUAGCGCUGGGGCGGAGCCCUCGCAUCCGUGAUUGGCCCAGGCGGCUCCCAGCCCCCACCCUCGUCCCCACCCCCGCUCGCCACUCGGGACUCCAGCUCCAGGCGCGCAAGGCGGCCACCGAGCGAGCGCGCUAGCAGCCGCUCCCGCCUCGUGCAUCCGCAGCUACCGCGCCGCGGCGAGACCGGCGAGACCCAGAGACCGACCGACGGACCCGCACAGUCGCAGCAUCCUGGAGGAGAACAUGCUUGCCAAUUCAGCCAGUGUGCGGAUUCUCAUCAAGGGAGGCAAGGUGGUGAAUGAUGAUUGUACCCACGAGGCAGACGUCUACAUCGAGAACGGCAUCAUCCAGCAGGUGGGCCGUGAGCUCAUGAUCCCCGGAGGAGCCAAGGUGAUUGAUGCCACCGGGAAACUGGUGAUCCCCGGGGGGAUUGACACCAGCACCCACUUCCACCAGACCUUCAUGAAUGCCACCUGUGUGGACGACUUCUACCAUGGGACCAAGGCGGCACUCGUUGGAGGCACCACGAUGAUCAUGGGCCAUGUCCUGCCUGACAAGGAGACCUCCCUCGUGGAAGCCUACGAGAAGUGCAGGGCUCUGGCUGACCCCAAGGUCUGCUGUGAUUAUGCCCUCCAUGUGGGGAUCACCUGGUGGGCACCCAAGGUGAAAGCAGAAAUGGAGACACUAGUGAGGGAGAAGGGGGUCAACUCCUUCCAGAUGUUCAUGACCUACAAGGACUUGUACAUGCUUCGAGACAGUGAGCUGUACCAAGUGUUUCAUGCCUGCAGGGACAUUGGGGCGAUCCCCCGAGUCCACGCUGAAAAUGGGGAGCUCGUGGCUGAGGGUGCUAAGGAGGCUCUAGAUUUGGGCAUCACAGGCCCAGAAGGAAUCGAGAUCAGCCGUCCAGAGGAGCUGGAAGCCGAGGCCACUCACCGAGUCAUCACCAUUGCAAACAGGACUCACUGUCCCAUCUACCUGGUCAAUGUGUCCAGCAUCUCGGCUGGGGAUGUGAUCGCAGCUGCUAAGAUGCAAGGGAAAGUGGUGCUGGCCGAGACCACCAACGCACAUGCCACGCUCACAGGCUUGCAUUACUACCACCAGGACUGGUCCCAUGCAGCCGCCUAUGUCACGGUGCCUCCUCUGAGACUGGACACCAACACGUCCACCUACCUCAUGAGCCUGCUGGCCAAUGACACGCUGAAUAUUGUGGCAUCAGAUCACCGGCCAUUCACCACAAAGCAGAAAGCCAUGGGCAAGGAAGACUUCACCAAGAUCCCACACGGUGUGAGCGGCGUGCAGGAUCGAAUGAGCGUGAUCUGGGAGAGGGGAGUGGUUGGAGGGAAGAUGGAUGAGAACCGUUUCGUAGCCGUCACCAGCUCCAACGCAGCCAAGAUUCUCAACCUGUAUCCUCGCAAAGGCCGCAUCAUCCCCGGAGCCGAUGCCGAUGUGGUGGUGUGGGACCCGGAAGCCACAAAGACCAUCUCAGCCAGCACCCAGGUGCAGGGUGGAGACUUCAAUCUGUAUGAGAACAUGCGCUGCCAUGGCGUACCACUGGUCACCAUCAGCAGGGGGCGUGUGGUGUAUGAGAACGGCGUCUUCAUGUGUGCGGAGGGCACUGGCAAGUUCUGUCCUCUGCGGUCUUUCCCAGACAUUGUCUAUAAGAAGCUGGUGCAGAGAGAGAAGACCUUAAAAGUGAGGGGAGUGGACCGCACCCCCUACCUAGGGGACGUCGCCGUUGUUGUCCACCCUGGGAAAAAAGAGAUGGGAACGCCCCUGGCGGACACCCCCACGCGGCCGGUCACCCGGCAUGGGGGCAUGCGGGACCUUCAUGAAUCCAGCUUCAGCCUUUCUGGUUCUCAGAUUGAUGACCAUGUUCCAAAGCGGGCCUCGGCCCGGAUCCUGGCGCCCCCUGGAGGCCGGUCGAGCGGUAUUUGGUAAAGGCUCUGACCAGCACCCCCCCAAGUGAGGCUGUUCCACCGUCACCCACCUGCGCACCUUCCGGCCACGGCUGCCGUGGGUGGGAGAGGCUGGGCAGGGCAGCGCACUCCCAGUGGGGGCUCCAGGAAGCGGAGAGCCCUCCCCUUGUCUGAACAUGAUUCACGGGGCUUUGACCCGCCCCUAACGAGGCACUUUGAGCUGUCUGUCCCUCCUGCCCUGCUCCUUCCUUCCUCGGCCCCCUCCCCGGGGUGUCUCUGGGCCCCAGAGACCACACUAUGCACAGCACCCGAUGCAUAUGCAUAGCGCCCGGCCCCGCCCACCUCUCACCACAGCCUCCAGCGCUGGCUCUGGGAAGGCCCGGACUUGAGUGCCCUGCCCUGCUGCCCACCCAGACAGGGAUCCAGAGCACUUUAGCAGACGUGUUUUAUAAGUAAGGGCCUUCCCCCACUCACCCCUUAGGUCCCAUGGUGACAUUUCCCAAGCCAGACAGGUGUCAGCUCCCCCAGCCGUGCCCAAGAUGUCCCAUCUCUCCCGACUCACCCCAGCCCUCUGUGGGUUCGGUCGGGACACCCUGGAUGUGGCCGUGGUUGGGACACCCUGUGCCCUCUGCUAGCCUCUUUUCCACUCCCUACCUGCACCCUCUGGGAGUCUCGGGCCCCAGCAGGGUAGCUGGGUGGGCCUGGGGCUGGUGCCAGGCGCGUGUAAAUGGUUUUGUUUUGCACGUUCUGUUUGCGCAGUGGUUUGGUUUGACUUGUGUGUGCACCCUGUGGAAAAUAACGGUGCUUCGUGUCGCUAGCAUUAGCAUAGAAUCGGGAAUAGAUUUGGUUCUUAGGAGAUGCUGCACUCAACCACCAACCAGACAGUACAGGGCAGGGGUGGGGGCAGGCUGUGCCCCUGGCCCCGUCCCUCCAAUCCAGGGUCCUUCCUGCUACCAGAAGCCCUGGACCAUGCCUCCCCUGUCCCACACCCCUGCCUCUCGCCACCCCCUCCUCCUUUCCUCCAUUCCGAUGGUCCUGGACGCUGACCCUGGGAACCCCCUCUCUCUCAUCUCUGCUCCUGAUCUCUCCCAGCACUAACCCCACACCCAUAACCCUCACACCUACACAGCUUCCCAUAACUUGCCCCCUGCUGGCCAAGGCCUAGCUACUCCUCCUGCGUGACUAGCAAACCCCCCCCCCCCGUACCUGCUGAGGAGGGGGAGUAGGAGAGGAUUGGCCGGCCAGCCACCAGGGAAGGGGCUGCAGCACACGAGGUCCAGCUGGAGAAUCCACCCCACCGCUCAAGUGCUGGAGGAUCCUGCAGGAUCCUACACGCAACACCAUUUGUCCACUACUGGUUUGAGCCGCCCUGUCUCAGAAGCUCCUCGGAGCCUCUCACAGGCGGCCACACAGGCGGAGAAGCCGCCCAGCUGUUGGCCUUUGAUAAGCCUCAUCCCCCCCCUUGGGAUGUGAUCGCCCUUUUGUUUGAGCUCCCCAAACUUGCCAGAGGCCCCAGAGAUCUUGGCACCCAUCCCUGCACAUUUUGUGGUGCUUUGGGCGCAUCAAAGCACUUCCGUGUGUAUCGGCUCUCAUGCCUCCUGACGGUGGAAUGCCUACCACUCUCCCCCAGCGUAUAAACAAACAAAAAAAGCCCAGAGGCCCCAAAAGUUAAGGCCAGCUGGCCCCAGAAGUGUCCACGACUGCCCUUAUGACCUUGGCUGUCUCACCUCGCUGUGGAAAACAGUGGUCCGACCCACCAGGAGUUUAACCAGAGAGAAUGCUUUCUCCCUGGGGAUGCAUUCUGCCUUGCUUUGCACACCGUCGAUUUUAUCUCUAUUGUGAGCAGACUAAUGUAUGCCCUUGGUUUGAGCCUGGACGAGAGAAGUGUUGGGAACCGGUGUGUGGUUUCAGUUGCAUCCUUAUCCUGAUUGACCUCACUUAGGAGCUGAAAUGAUAACCCAGAGAACUGAGGUAGCUGCGGGAGACAGUAGGUAAUGACCCUGGAAAAGCCUUCAUGGGUAACAAAAACAGAGAUACUGAUCCCUGGUACAGUCUUAGUCUCUCUCCUCUUCUUCUUUUUGAGACAAAGUCUUGCCUAUGUAGCCUGGCCUUGAACCCACAGCAAUCCUGCCUUGGUUUCCCAAGUCCUGGAAUUACAGGGGCAGGCUGCCACGCCUAGCUACACGUCAUCUUUGUCUGUUUCUGCCCUUGCUUGGUCAUGGGCCUUGGGCAGGUGCCAAAGAUCCGUGGGAUGGUAGGGCCGGCGAGGCAGGGUACCUUGGUUGGGCCAGGAAAGCUUUAUCUGAGUGCCUCCACCCGAGACGUGCGUGCGUGUGUGCUCUGGGGUGGUGGGAGAGUACGCAUUCAAGGGGCUGCUGUGGGCCCUUCCACUUCAUCCGCCCCCACCCCGCUACAGACCCAAGUCCACCCUUCCAUAGACUGUGUGCUCACCCAGGAGCUUCUGGGUGCGAAUCAGGAGGCUCUAGGAGCUGAACAAACCAUCACCCCCCCCCCCAGUGUCCACUCCCUGCCCCGUGCGGAGCUCCAGCCAACCCCAUCACAGAUCCGGGGGGCUGCUGGCUGGAGCCAAAAGGGUCUCUGGUGGCACCGAAUGCAGCGCUCAAACUGGUCUUGUACUUGCUGAAUAAAUACUCUUGUUCUUGCCUUA